UGAACAAAAGUUACAGAAAAAACAUGGAUGAUAUUGUUUUAGUACUCAUAGUCACUAUUUUUGCAUUAUUUCUUUACUUUUUAUAUUCUUUCUUUUUCUGUAUGUUUCCAAAAAAAGAAAACAGAGAUUAAUGUAAACCUUUUUAUUAUGUGGAAAUUCCUUUGCUGUUCAGAACAGCAGAUCAACUUAAAAAUUGUUCUUGAUUGUGGCCAAUCAUUCAGAUGGUCUAAGAAAGUCGAUGAUCCUUCUGUUUGGCUAGGUGUGCUAGACAAAAAAUUGUGGUUGCUACGUCAAAGUUUAGAUGGAAUUGAGUACAAGGUUUUUGAUAAUACUGCAGGUCCUUGUUAUGACAAUAAUAGUGAUAAAUUUGCUGUGAAUAACUUAAAUAACAACCAUGCUGACAAUGAGAAGUUUUUAUGUGACUACUUUCAACUAGAUAUAGAUGUUCCUUCUUUGUACGAGAAAUGGAGUAGUGCUGACGAGAACUUUAAAGGCUUGCAAAAUCAGUUCUGUGGUAUACGUAUGUUGCGUCAAGAUCCGGUAGAAAAUUUAUUUAGCUUUAUUUGUUCACAAAAUAAUAACAUUGUGCGAAUAAAACAGCUGGUUAAUAAGUUAUGCAUAACAUAUGGUCAAAAAGCAGUUUGUUACCAAGAUGUUGACUAUUAUUCAUUUCCGUCAUUGUCUGCAUUGGCCCAACCUGGUGUUGAGAAAAAAUUAAGAGAAUUAGGAUUUGGUUACAGGGCUAAAUUUAUUCAAGAAACUGCUGCUUGUAUAGACCAAAAGGCAAAAGGAGAAGAAUGGUUGUACAAUUUACGCAAUGUUCCCUACAAAGAAGCUCAUCAAGAUCUUUGUUCUUUGCCUGGUGUUGGUGCAAAAGUAGCAGACUGUGUGUGCUUGAUGUCAUUGGACAAAUCUGAAGCUAUACCUGUUGAUACACACAUGUGGCAGAUUGCUUCUCGAGAUUACUUGCCUCACUUGAAAAAAAAUAAAACAUUAACUGAUAAAACUUACAAAGAAAUUGGUGAUUUUUUUCGUGAACUGUAUGGAAAUUAUGCUGGCUGGGCACAUUCCGUUUUAUUCAGUGCAGACCUGAAAAAAUUUCAAGAACUGAAAACAGUAGAAGCCAGUUUAAAACCUAUCCAAAAACGGAGCAAAGUAGGAAGAAAGCAAGGACGUUCAAAUGAAGUGAAGAAAAGAAAAAAGAAAUAAUUACUGCUUUUCAAGUUUUUAACUGUAGAUUUAUUGAUGUAUAAAGUUAUAUAAAUAUAGAAAUGAUGUAAAGUUGA
This is a messenger RNA of Hydractinia symbiolongicarpus, 1286 nucleotides long. RefSeq names its product N-glycosylase/DNA lyase-like. Lineage: Eukaryota; Metazoa; Cnidaria; Hydrozoa; Anthoathecata; Hydractiniidae. Gene Ontology annotation, molecular function: 8-oxo-7,8-dihydroguanine DNA N-glycosylase activity; damaged DNA binding. Bases 148 to 1209 code for a protein of 353 amino acids. Gene Ontology annotation, cellular component: nucleus. Gene Ontology annotation, biological process: base-excision repair; nucleotide-excision repair; base-excision repair, AP site formation. The record is from RefSeq and is a predicted model, not a curated record. The transcript is spliced from 5 exons.